AGCGCCCAGCGCCCACCACCCACCAGCCCAUGCACAAGCAGCUGAAGCGUUUUUAUAAAUCCACCGCCCUUCAGCUCCUUCCCCGUUUUGCUGACAUCUCCUUCCCUCUCAUCCAUCCAUCCAUACAUCUUUCCGUCGUUUCUCGUUCGCCGUCGUCUCUCGCCUUCCUCUUGACGCCUCGCUCGCUAAACAGGCAUCCUCCUUCCCGGUAAAACACUCACACCUCGCUCUCCACACCUCCCACCGGCUUUACGUCAUCGUCGACCCUCCGACCGACCAGCAUAAACACACCCGCAACCGCAGCCGCCUCCCGAAAGCCAAAACGACACACAUUCACAUUCACAGCACGAGAACCAGCCACAUAAACACAAUGGGUGUCGGUCGCUUCUUCUGCGUCGCGCUGCCGUUCGCGCUCACCGUCGGCUCCAUCAUUUUCCUUCUUGUCGGUACUCUUGCUGGUGUCGCCGACAAGUCGCUGUACCUCUUCCGCCUGGAUACCGAGGACCUCACCCUCAGCGAUUCGAGCUUCGAUAACAUCAUCGACAACCUAAGCUCCCGCGCUGUCAAGACGAGUAACAUCACCGCCGCGGACCUCAACCUCGGCAAGUACUACGACAUCUCUUUGUGGAGCUACUGUGCCACGUCCUUGAAGGGCAAGCGAACAUGCGUCGACCCCAAGUUUAACUGGGCUGCCUCUGCUCUCAACACCACCUGGAUUGAGCACUUUGGCUCUGCUGCCGGUGUUCAGGUCGACAUUCCCGAUGAGAUCACCAGCGCUAUCAAGGCCUUCAACAAGGUCACCAAGUGGACCGAGAUCGCCUUCAUCGUUGCCUUGAUUGCCCUGGCUGUUGAGAUCGUCCUGGGUAUUUUCGCAAACUGCUCUACCAUCAUGUCUUGCUGUACCUGGAUCGUGGCCGGCAUUGCCUCCCUUCUCGUUUGCGCUGCUGCCGGUCUCGCCACUGCUACAGCUGCCGUUGUCGUUGGUGGUGUCGAGGCCUCUGCUAAGUGGUACGGCGUCAACGCUAAGAUCAAUACCACCUUCCUUGCCGUUGUCUGGAUCUCUGCUGCCUUCGCCAUCGGUGCCAGUCUCUUCUGGGUGUUCACCAUCUGCUGCUGCAAGCCUGAUCACCGCAGCAGCCGCAAGAACCGCCGCUCUGACGGCGAGAAGCUGCUUCCCACCAAGGGCUACGCUCCUCUCGGCGGCGACCAUGAGAUGACCAGCGGUAACUACUACAACCAGAACCAGUCUCAGUCUCAGUACGGCGCUCCCCGCGGCGCUCCUCGUUCUGACCUCGCUUACGAGCCCUACUCGCACCGCGCCUAAACAUGCCAGGCGUCAGUGCUUGAGCUCUAAACGACACGACUGGUGACUUGUUUACCGACCUUGAUGAUUUUGCAUUGCCGGCGUUGGGAUCUUAUUGGAUACUUGUGAAGGAUAGUAACAGAGAGUUGGAUCGGCCCUAGCGAUCAUGACGAACAUGACAAGGGAAUGCUUUUUGUAACGACAAGCAGUUGGGAACGGAUUGUAGAUCCGGGUUGGGCCAUGGAUGGGAAGAUGUCAGGAACGGCAUGAUACCUAAACUUGGGGGGACGGGAAUGAUUAAAUAUAGCUUCUUCUUCUUACUUCGCUGUAUGAUAUAACCUCAAUCAACGAAAUAUUUGUGGAUUCAAA
Molecule: messenger RNA, 1672 nt
Organism: Ilyonectria robusta
Lineage: Eukaryota; Fungi; Ascomycota; Sordariomycetes; Hypocreales; Nectriaceae
Exons: 1
Coding region: 371-1324 (317 amino acids)
Biological process (GO): fungal-type cell wall organization
Cellular component (GO): plasma membrane; cell cortex of cell tip
Source: RefSeq, a predicted model, not a curated record